CCUCCGCACGGUCUCCCUCCGCACGGAUUUCAGGGGGUUGGUGACCGUGGGUCGGGGGAAACCCCGAUUCCUUAUUUUCGCGGGCUUUAGCUGGAACCUGGCGUUUCUUUCCGCUUAUCCAGGUCUCCCUAAGGAACAACACGCCCUAAAGCAUUAGUAGGGCUUGUGGCAGAGCGCUGGAAACGGCCUUUCACUAUCGCUUAGCAGCCCCCGCUUUAGAGCAUUUCGAAGCCCUGAGAGAUUGAGUGGCCUGCCCGAGAGCGCUCGGCUUUUAGAGGCCAGCCCUCUCCGAUAUCCCUCGUCUGGCCAUCGCCCGUAAAACGGGCGUAACUGCCCCACACCUUCCUCAGCUGCUGCUGUUGAGGAUCAGCUGUCGUGAUUCAGCCUAAAGUCUCGUUCCUCCACAUCCCUCUCACUGGUCACCCUGGCCAGGCUGACAAAGCACAAGCCCCAAUGAUUCCGAACCGGGAAACCUCCGUUCCUGAGGCACCGGCGGAGGAGCGCUUUUGCCAGCAGACGUCAUCCCAGGAGAAGGCUGGCUAUGGGAACUGACACUCUCAUCUCCCAAAAUAAGAACGGUGAUCUGCAGCCUGUCCUAAGGCGGUCAUGCGUCCUUGUAAAAGUGAAGCAUAAACAGCAUUAUUGGGGGCAGUCAGAAUGAGAAGCCCAGACUUUGCAAUGCCCUUCUGUGACGGUCUUUCUUCUCAUCUGACUGGCCUUCCCCUACCUCCUGACUUCAUGUGUGAGAGAAGUCCCUACUAUGCACACUCCCUCCAAUAACUUUAAUGUGAUGCCUCCUCUGGAUCAGCCAUUGUGCCAAGUCCCGUUAGAUGGAUGGCAGAGCAGCUCUGUCUUAAAGGAACUUACAUUCUCAGCACGUGCCCCUCAUUAGCUCAGAUGAUUCUCAUUCAUCCUUGGCCCUUGAGAGGGUGAUUCGAUCUACUUUCCAACAAGAUGUUAGUAUUUUUGAAACGUCCUGUUCUUGUAACUGCAGAGAUCAACUUGAACUUAGUGGCUUUGACGGUGGUGGCUUUAUGGAGUCGCUUAUGGAGACUCUCCUAUCCACGGGCAGUAGUCUUUGAUGAAGUCUACUAUGGGCAAUUUGUGUCACUUUACAUGAAGCAUAUCUUCUUUGUGGAUGGUAGUGGACCACCACUUGGCCACAUGUUGCUUGCUUUUGGAGGUUAUUUGGGAGGAUUUGAUGGCAACUUUUUGUGGAACAGAAUUGGAGCAGAGUAUACUAAUAAUGUGCCAGUGUGGUCUUUGCGCCUGUUGCCAGCGCUAGCAGGGGCCCUUUGUGUCCCGUUAGCUUAUCAGAUUGUAUUAGAACUCCACUAUUCCCACUACUCCGCUCUCGGAGCUGCACUUCUGAUUCUGAUAGAGAAUUCCUUAAUUACUCAGUCUAGGCUGAUGCUAUUGGAGUCAUUAUUAAUUUUUUUUAAUCUCUUGGCGGUAUUGUCCUACCUAAAGUUCUCCAAUUUCCAAAAAUACAGCUCAUUCUCUGUGAGCUGGUGGGUUUGGCUAAUUCUCACUGGAGUUUCUUGUUCUUGUGCAGUUGGGGUAAAAUAUAUGGGCCUUUUCACUUAUAUUCUGCUACUUACCGUUGCUUCAGUCCAUGCCUGGCACUUGAUUGGAGACCAAGCUUUAUCAAAUGCUCGUGUAUUUUGUCAUUUGUUAGCCAGAGGAGUGGCCUUGUUGAUUAUACCAAUAUUUAUGUAUUUAUCUUUUUUCUACAUCCAUCUAAUGGUGCUAUAUCGCUCUGGACCCCAUGAUCAAAUUAUGUCUAGUGCUUUUCAAGCCAGCUUGGAGGGUGGAUUAGCUCGGAUCACGCAAGGCCAGCCAUUAGAGGUAGCCUAUGGUUCCCAGAUCACCCUGAGAAAUGUUUUAGGUAAACCCAUGCCUUGCUGGCUUCAUUCACAUAAGAACACCUACCCUAUCAGGUAUGAGGAUGGCCGAGGCAGCUCUCAUCAACAACAAGUGACUUGUUAUCCCUUUAAAGAUGUCAAUAACUGGUGGAUUGUAAAAGAUCCUGGGAAGCAUCAAUUGGUAGUGACCAAUCCUCCUAGGCCUGUACGGCAUGGGGAUAUUGUACAGCUGGUCCAUGGAAUUACCACUCGCUUCCUCAAUACGCAUGAUGUUGCUGCACCUCUAAGUCCACACUCUCAAGAAAUUUCCUGUUACAUCGACUAUAACAUUUCCAUGCCGGCCCAGAACCUUUGGAGAGUGGAUAUCGUAAACCGUGAGUCAGAUUCAGAUAUAUGGAAGACUAUUUUGUCAGAAGUUCGGUUUGUACACGUCAACACUUCAGCUGUACUGAAGCUAAGUGGGGCAUCAUUACCUGACUGGGGUUAUUGGCAGCUGGAGAUCAUUGGUGAAAAAUCGGUCAAGAGCUAUCACCAGAGCAUGUUAUGGAAUGUGGAGGAACACCGAUAUGGGAAAAGCCAGGAGCAGAAGGAGAGAGAGUUGGAGUUGCAUUCCCCUACUCAUAUUGAUAUCAGCAAAAACCUCAGUUUUAUGGCCAGAUUCACAGAAUUGCAGUGGAAGAUGCUCACAUUAAGGAGUGAAGAAACUGAGCACAAGUACAGUUCCUCGCCCCUGGAAUGGCUCACACUAGAGACAAAUAUUGCCUACUGGCUACAUCCCAAGACCAGUGCUCAAAUCCACCUACUUGGAAACGCUUUGACCUGGUCUUCAGCCAAUAUUGCCACUUUGGCCUAUGUGCUUCUGUUUUUCUGGUAUCUGCUCAGACGGAGGAGAAAUGUUUGUGACAUCCCUGAAGAUUCCUGGUCAUUCUGGGUAUUAGCUGGGACUGUGUGUUGCGGAGGCUGGGCUGUGAACUAUCUUCCCUUCUUUCUGAUGGAGAAGACGCUAUUCCUUUACCACUAUCUGCCUGCUCUCACCUUCCAAAUCAUCCUACUCCCUAUUGUGCUGCAGCAUGUGAUCGAAUACCUUUGCAGAUCCCAGCUCCAGAAGAACAUAUUCAACUCUUUAAUUAUAGUAUGGUUUUCCUCUGUGUAUCUGGUUUAUCACACAUUUAGCCCACUAAUCUAUGGAGAUCAAUCUCUCUCAACAAACGAACUCAAGGCUCUGCGUUGGAAGUCUAGCUGGGAUAUCCUGAUUAGAAAACACUAAUGGAAAAAAAAGAAUAAACUAAUGGAAAUCUGAGAUAGGGGGUGGGUUAAAGUAGAAGAGAUCUUGUUUGUUUCUUUCUUGCAUUUAUUAAUGAGCAAAGCUACUCUGGAAUUGAAGUAGUGACUGAUGAGUUCCUCACCUUUAAUUGCAGAAAGAAGUAACUGAAAACUUCACAUCUUAAUUUUUAUCAUUUCAUUUCACCAUUAAGAAGGCCAAUUAAAAGUUAACUUACAUUUUGAGCAAGGAUGUUUUUUCCUGAAAACUGAAAAGACUAUUUCCACUGACUCAUGUGACCCUUAAUUGAAACAAAACUGCUUUUCAUUUAAUUGAUUAACAUAGUCAUGCCCUCCAACCUUGACCGAGACAAAAAGAAAUCAUAUAGGCCAAAAGAACUAGAGUCCACAAUCAAACCUACAAUUCGGCUUUUUAACUAGGAGGUUACUGGUAAUUGUAAUAGUUGUUAUUUUCCAGUUCCUCCUUUGGCUAGACUCAUGCUGUCACUAAUACUUCCUAAAUCAGAAGCCAUUCCUGAAUGAUUCCAUUUUCCCAGUCUGUGUGAUGGGAAGGUAAGUUACUUUGGGUAAAAAGCCUCUUAAGAGGUUUAAUUUAAGUUUUCUGACUAAAAGAUGAAAAAACACAGACUAUUAUCUUAUUAUGGCUUUGGUAUUUUCUAAAAAUCCUUAUUAUAAGAUUUUGUUCUAGGGUGGCAUUAUGUUAAGUGAAUGAACAUGAUCCCUAAUUGAAAGUGUUAGUUUCAUCUCUGUAAUGCCUCUUUCUGAAAUCUGAUUUAUGUUUACAAAUAUAAAAAUAAUUUUAAAGAGACAAAUGAACACUAUUUGGUAUUUGUUUAUUAGUCCCAAAAUGGUACAUUAAGCAAGACAAAGAUUUUAGGUAAUUACAGUUUGGAAAAACAAAGUAUCUCAUAUUAACUAUAAUGAUUUAUGCCUAACAGAAGAAAACCACAAGUGGUUAUACAUGAGGAGAUUGAAUAUAAAACAGAUUUUAUCUAUUUAUAUGUGCAUACAUAUGUAUACAUAUACAUUCUAUAUAAUGUACACAUAUAUAUAUUAUAUAAAGGGAAUUGAACACUAGUUAGAAGGGAAGCUUAUAGAGAA
Molecule: messenger RNA, 4247 nt
Organism: Sarcophilus harrisii (Tasmanian devil)
Lineage: Eukaryota; Metazoa; Chordata; Mammalia; Dasyuromorphia; Dasyuridae
Gene: POMT1
Product: protein O-mannosyltransferase 1
Exons: 20
Coding region: 955-3132 (725 amino acids)
Biological process (GO): protein O-linked glycosylation
Cellular component (GO): membrane
Molecular function (GO): mannosyltransferase activity
Source: RefSeq, a predicted model, not a curated record